GGAGUCGUGGGUCUUCAUGAAGAAAUCAUUGACUUUUAUAAGUAUAUGUCUCCCAGACCUGAAGAAGAGAGAAUGCGGAUGGAAGUGGUGAACAGAAUAGAAAAUGUUAUCAAGGAGCUCUGGCCUAAUGCAGAUGUGCAGAUAUUUGGAAGUUUUAAAACUGGUUUAUAUUUACCUACAAGUGAUAUUGAUUUAGUUGUGUUUGGAAAAUGGGAGACAUUACCUCUUUGGACCCUGGAAGAAGCUCUUAGAAAGCACAAUGUAGCAGAUGAAAACUCAGUAAAGGUUUUAGAUAAAGCAACUGUACCUAUUAUUAAACUGACAGAUUCCUUCACUGAAGUAAAAGUUGAUAUAAGCUUUAAUGUACAGAAUGGGGUUAAAGCAGCCCAGCUCAUCAAAGAUUUUAUCAAGAAAUAUCCUGUGUUACCAUUUCUAGUUUUAGUACUGAAACAGUUCCUGUUGCAGAGGGACCUUAAUGAAGUAUUUACAGGUGGAAUUGGUUCUUAUAGUCUCUUUUUAAUGGCUGUUAGUUUCCUUCAGCUACAUCCCAGGGAAGAUGCCUGUAUGCCCAAUGCCAACUAUGGUGUUCUUUUAAUAGAGUUUUUUGAAUUAUAUGGACGUCACUUCAAUUAUCUGAAGACUGGAAUCCGAAUAAAGGAUGGUGGCUCUUAUGUUGCCAAGGAUGAAGUGCAGAAAAGCAUGUUGGAUGGCUACAGACCAUCAAUGCUGUACAUUGAGGAUCCAUUACAGCCAGGUAAUGAUGUUGGGAGGAGUUCCUAUGGUGCCAUGCAAGUGAAGCAGGCUUUUGAUUAUGCCUAUGUUGUUCUGAGCCAUGCGGUUUCCCCAAUAGCUAAAUAUUAUCCUAACAAUGAAACAGAAAGUAUAUUAGGGAGAAUAAUUAGAGUAACACAAGAAGUGGCCACGUACAGAGACUGGAUAUCCAAGCAGUGGGGAAUGCAAAGCAGAACGGAAUCUUCAUGUAAUGGUAAUGGAGUAACCUUGAUAGUAGAUACUCAGCAGCUGGACAAAUGCAACAAUAAUCUUGCUGAAGAGAAUGAAGCACUGGGAAAACCUAGAAAUAAAACUUCAGAAACACUUAGUAAACAUUCUUCAAAUUCUUCAUCAGGUCCUUUAUCAUCAUCAUCAUCCACACUGUCCAGCUCUAGUGAUGUAGAUUCUGAUGGAACACCUUGCAAAACCUCUAAACAGUUGAGUUGUCGUCAGUCUACCACAAACAGAGUGGGGUCACAAGAAGUGUCACUGGAAUCCUCCCAGUCAAGUGGGAAAACACAAAAUAGCCAAACAGCCAAUACAUCCAGCAACACGAACAAAUCUCAGCAUGGAUCUGCACGGUUAUUUCGCUCUUCUAACAAAGGCUUCCAAGGUCCAGCAAACUCAAGCCAUGGUACCUCAGUCACAAACAAACAGCACCAAGGCAGCAAAUCACACCAUCAGUUUUUCCACGGCAAAAAGAGGAAACACAAGAGGGAUGCAGCCCUGUCAGACCUUUGUAGAUAGUUGCCUACUUUAUGACUGUUCUUCUGUGUGCAAUGAUCUCAUGCUACAGGAUAGUUUGAUAGUGACUCCUUGGAUCUCUUCUGGAGCUUCAGACUGUUCAGACAUAGAUUAGCAACUGCAUUUUUUUUUCCCAGCUCGCCACGGAACGGAACAUGAAGAUUGAUCACUGCAAAAACAAAAAAAAGAAAAAAAACAAAAAAAAGAAAAAAAAUGGAAAAAAAAAGGAAAAAAUAAUUUUUUUAAAAAGAGGAAAAAGGCUGCUCAUUUGAUAAGUCAUAUGCUACAACAGGGUCAUUUAGGAUAUAAAAGCUUGAAUGUAAAAUAAAUGUAUUUCCCAUCAGCUCAUGCUGACCUGUAGAGAUAGUACUCAGUGUGUCUAGGGGGUGGUAACAAACAAAUAAAACACAAAAAAUAG
Parus major (Great Tit) is the source of this 1933-nucleotide messenger RNA. RefSeq names its product terminal nucleotidyltransferase 4B (gene TENT4B). The coding region runs from base 46 to 1518 and encodes 490 amino acids. The record is from RefSeq and is a predicted model, not a curated record. The transcript has 13 exons. Gene Ontology annotation, cellular component: nucleolus; TRAMP complex. Gene Ontology annotation, molecular function: poly(A) RNA polymerase activity; mRNA binding. Gene Ontology annotation, biological process: RNA 3'-end processing. NCBI's taxonomy places the organism in Eukaryota, Metazoa, Chordata, Aves, Passeriformes, Paridae.